CUCUCACCACCUAAAGCCAGCACAUUUGCCGAUCAUAGAACGCUUUCGUCCUCCUUGGCCGUCUUUGAUUUCGAGCUCCCAACUCAUAAAUCAUACUUUUUUUGGAUUCUAUCUUUAUAAUUCAGAUAAGCUUCGCGAUUCUUCACACUUGCGCUAUCGAUUCAACUUUAUUCAACAGAUUUAUAGUUCACAACUCAAGGUUAUCUCUCCUUCUAGUCAAAGAUUUAUAAAUUGGUCUUUGAUGUGCUGCAUCUGUGUUAUAUUGUCAUGCACCACUGUCUUUAUUGGUCGUAUUGCACAGAGUGUGUGUGGAAGCAGGUGCUAUGGCAGCAUCUACUAAGUUCGACAGGUCUUCUAAUAGCCCAGAUAGGCAACUAUAUACACCACGUGGAUCCUUUAUGUCUGCUUCAUUGGAUCGAUUGGGUAGCUUCAGAGAGAAUGCAGAACAUCCAAUUCUAUCGUCUCUACCAAGCCUUUCAAGAGGCAGUUCUAGUACGAGCCAAGGAGACGUGGCGAGCUUCUUACAGUGCUUGCAGUUUGAUCCAAAAUCUAUGGCUCUGGAGCACAAGUAUAAUCGGCACGUGGGGUUUAAGCGAAUUGCAAAUGUAGCAUUUGGCCUUCCAUCAGAUGGUUCUCCAGCAGGUCCUGUGAAAGGGAAACCAUUGCCAUCUCCCUCUCUUGAUGAUCUUAAGAGGCUUAAGGAAGCUGCCCGUGAAUGCACUAUUAAAGCGAGGGAGCGCGUCAAGAUCUUUUCUGAUGUCUUGUUGGCCAUGAACAAGUGUUUCCCCAAUAUUACAUCUAGAAAAAGAUCACGGUCAGAUGUUUUGACAACUGACAGGUCCAAUGUCGUGCCUUCUAGCGAUCGCUCAUUUCUUAAAUCUGGAAUGGGUAAGAUAGGGUCCCAAAGUCAUGCUACUACAAGUAGUUUUGAUCUUGAGCCACAAAGAACUAAGGAGAGGACCAAACUUCCGAUCCCAAACAAGCGUACUCGAACUUCUAUGGUGGAUAUGAAGACUGAAGCACGUCCGAACACUCCAGCUAGGCCAUCUGGUAAUGCAGAUAGAGACAAAGAAACACUAAGAUUUUCUAAUAGUGGAGCAGCUCAAGGUGAGGAUAGAAGUCUUUCAGUUGGCGUUGAUGGGUGGGAAAAGUCAAAGAUUAAGAAGAAGCGAUCUGGCAUAAAGCAUGAUCUAUCUCCAUGUACAGGAACUUCAAAAGCCAAUGAUGGAUACAGAGAACCUAAGCAAGGAGUGCAUCAUAAAGUAGUUGCUGAUGUACGAUCAAGGGUAAAUGAUUCCCAUGGAUCAAGGUUAGGAGUUCCUAACGGAUUAGUUGGAGUUGGAAAGACUGAAAGUGCAGCACAGCCAAGUGGGGCAGCCCUGCGCUCCUCAAUACCCCACCCGGAUCAGGACAGUAGUUCCAUUGCACAUGAUAGAAAGGAACACCCUGCAGAUAAGGAAAAAGUGAACUUCAGAGUUCUGAACAAGGUGAGUGCUAAAGAUGACAUCAAUUCAACAAGUCCUACAACAAGCAAUAAGUUACAUCCUUCUGUUAGAGCUCCGCGAUCAGCAUCAAAUGCUGUACCAAAGAUGUCGCAAGUUGUCCAGCGAGCAAGUGAUUGGGAGCUUUCUCAAUGUACAAACAAGCUUCCUCUUACAAUUCGCAAACGCAUGCCAUCAGCAAGGUCUUCAUCACCACCAGUUGCUCAUUGGGCAGGCCAAAGACCACAGAAGAUCUCACGAAUGGCUAGAAGAUCGAAUUUGGUCCCUAUAGUCGGUAAUACUGAUGAUCAUUCUGCUCUGGAUGCUGCAACCACCACGGCUGCUAGUGAGAAUGUGUCGAGCCAUGCAAGACAUUUACUUGGCAGUUCUCCACAGAAAGUGAAGAGUAAAGUUGAUCAUACAUCUUCCACUACACUGUCAGGCAGUGAAGAGUCUGGAAUUGCUGAGACCAAAUGUAGAGAGAAGGGGAAGAAGUUUGAUGAAAAAGCUUCUCAUAGUGCUCUAAAGGAUCUCACACUUGUGCUGCCUCCACAAAAAAAUAAGCUAGUUUGUGGGGAUGAUCUUGGGGAUGGUGUACGAAGACAUGGACGGUCAGGCAGAGGUCAUUCUUCCACAAGAUCUCUCAUGCCAAUCACCAAUGUAAAGAUUGGCAAGGUAGGAACAGCAAAACAGCUGAGAAACACUAGACUUGGUUCGGAUAAGGCUGAAAGCAAAGCAUAUCGCCCGCCAACUAGGAAGCUUUCUGACCGUAAGACUUAUACACGCCAGAAACAUACCACAAUAAAUGCAUCUGAUUUUCUUGUUGGUUCUGAUGAUGGAAAUGAGGAGCUACUGGCUGCCGCUGCUGCCGUUUCCAAUCAUGCUGCUUGCUUUCCCAGUUCAUUCUGGAGGCAAAUGGAGCCAUUCUUUGGUUAUAUAUCAGAUGCAGAUAUAGCCUAUUUAAAACAACAGGGGGGUUUUGAAUCUGCAGCACCAGCACUGACUCCUCCUUUUGUUCCUAGCUCUGGGUUCAUGGAAAAUAGAAGGGAGAUAAAUGAGCUAAGAAGCUGUAAUCUAGACCUGGGUACAAGGACUUCAAAAGAGGUUCCCCUUUGCCAGAGACUCAUUGCAGCUCUAAUUUCAGAAGAUGAUUUUCUCCCUAAUCAAAAUGGAGAUCUUGAAUCUGACGUUUAUGGAUGUAGUUUUGAUUUGGAGACAGAUAUAGAAUCUAGCUCUUUUAACAGUCACUCAAGGGGAAACUUCCAGGUUGCACAUGCAGGCUAUAAUAGCCAUGCUAAAAUUCAAAAUUAUAGCUCCCGCACUGAGAUGGAAAGACCAGUUAGAAAUAACAGUAUGGUGGUCACGUCAGACUUUGGCUCUACAGAAAAUGGAAUAAUCUCGGACCAAGUGUUGGAACCUCAUAUAACCUGUUCUGAGUUUCAGUAUGGUCAAAUGUCUUUUGAUGAAAGAGUUCUCCUGGAACUCCAGAGCAUCGGAAUUUGUCCGGAGUCUGUGCCUGAUUGGUCACAGGGAGGUGAUGAAGAAGUCAGUGAAGAUAUCAGAAGUUUAGAGGACAAGUUCCAUGAGCAGGUUCCAAAGAAGAAAGUCUUAUUUGAAAGACUAGUGGCUUUGUCUUCUGAGACAAAGGAACGGCAAGAAAAAGAGUUUGAACAGCAAGCGCUUGACAAGCUUGGGACGAUGGCCUAUGAAAAAUAUAUGAGUUGUCAUGGUCUGAAAAGUGCUAGUAGUAAGAUGGCCAAACAAGCUAGUAUGUCUUUUAUUAAGCGUACAUUGGAUCGAUGCCAUCAGUAUGAAGAUACAGGGAAGAGCUGCUUUGGUGAGCCUAUAUAUAGGGAUAUGUUCAUCUGUUCUUCUUCCUAUCCCAACGAUGCACUGCCAGAUGUUACGGCUGAUGGAGAAACUAGCAAACAAGGCGUCUCUACACCUAGAUGUUCUUUGGAAGUUAGAGCUUCAGGUCCAUUCAGUUCUCAACAAAGUCCUUCUCUCAGCAAUCACGAGAUGUAUUCAUCAGAUGGAGUCCAAUUUAAUGAGGAAACUUGGUCAAACGGAGUGAAGAAGAGGGAAUUAGUGUUGGAUGAUGUUAAAGGAGGAAUGAGUGUCUCUUUGGGUAUGGAAGGCUCACUUUCCAGCAAUGCAAAAGGAAAGAGGAGUGAGAGAGAUAGGGAUAGGGAGGGAAUUUCUAGAGUUUUUGGUAGGCCAACCACAUCAAACGACAAUAAUAAAAGUAGUAAUAAGGGAGAACAACGGAAGACAAAAACAAAACCUAAGCAGAAAUCUACUCAACUAUCUGCAUCUUCGAAGAUGAGCAAUAAUAAUAUCCUUGACGAUUUUAAUCUGGAUAUUUUGGAUGACCUACCAAUACCUGAAAUGGAUGUCCUAGGAGGAGUCCCAGAUGAUCUUGGUGGCCAAGGGCAUGAUUUUGCUUCAUGGUUAAACAUUGAUGAUGAUGCAUUACAAGAUCAUGACAACUACAUGGGUCUUGAAAUUCCAAUGGAUGACCUAGCAGAUUUGAAUAUGAUAUAAAAGCUUAAAGUAGUUUUUUUUUUCUGUGUACAUUUUCUGUUCAACAUAGAAUGUAAAGGAGGGGAUGAGUGAUCUAGUUCUCAAGACAUGACCUGGGGAUAGGUAGGUGACUAGGUGGUGAAUUUGGUAAUCCAUUACGAGAUUGUUCAGUAUUGUCUAGGAAAGUUUUCCAUGUGAACCCUAAGUUUUGGGAUUUUCAUGCUUCAAGUUGGAUUACACUUCAGAUCAGAGUAUGAGCAUGUUGCUAUCAUAAAUCGUAGCAAGCAAUGUAAUCUGGUUGUAAGAUUUACAAACAGAGAACAACGACGCCCUUUGUACAUAAUUUCAUUAUUACAAUAAAAUCAGCUUGAUUUGUUUA
Messenger RNA from Impatiens glandulifera, 4383 nucleotides. RefSeq lists its product as uncharacterized. The record is from RefSeq and is a predicted model, not a curated record. NCBI's taxonomy places the organism in Eukaryota, Viridiplantae, Streptophyta, Magnoliopsida, Ericales, Balsaminaceae. Bases 324 to 4025 code for a protein of 1233 amino acids. The transcript is spliced from 15 exons.